This is a messenger RNA of Diorhabda sublineata, 14591 nucleotides long. RefSeq lists its product as uncharacterized. Gene Ontology annotation, biological process: intracellular signal transduction. Gene Ontology annotation, cellular component: cytoplasm. The record is from RefSeq and is a predicted model, not a curated record. Gene Ontology annotation, molecular function: guanyl-nucleotide exchange factor activity; protein binding. The coding region runs from base 1 to 3915 and encodes 1304 amino acids. The transcript has 18 exons. Lineage: Eukaryota; Metazoa; Arthropoda; Insecta; Coleoptera; Chrysomelidae.
AUGAAGCCUAUUCACUUAACUGAUCAGAUUAAAUAUUUUUUAAGAUCUCGAAGUCUUCAGCUUCCCGAGAAAAAAGCACAGACUUUCGCAAGAGACGCUCAAAGCAACCAAACCAGAAUUUCCCCACAACAUCCUGAAUCACAUCGAUCUAUUGUAAAAAUAGUUAAUACAGCUGACAGAUCUAAGAAACACAGUCAGAGUGUUCAACUACAUUCGAUGGAAGGAGAAAAUCUCACUGAAGAAAUGUUAAGAGAAGCUGAAAUUGUUACCGAUUUUGUAUAUGGCAGCAGAUCCCGAGCGGCAGCUCAAGCUCUAUUAAAUCAAAGGUUUAACAGUGGUAUUUCUAAAGAAGAGAAGAGCAAAACUCCUUCUAAAUCUUAUAUUAACAACGGUGUUACAAUUUACUAUGUCGGAAAUUCCAAAAAAGAAGCUCAAAAAGUUUUGGUUAGAGGCGCGACUAGUCCCAUUCUUUCUGGUUAUGAAAAUAGGAUAGAUCAAUGUUGCAGUUUUUGGCCACAGUGCUCUCACAGAGAUUCCAGUGCCGCGAUUCGCCCCUCUCAUAGUUAUCCAACGCAUCAAAGGUCACUAGAUUCUUCCAGAGCGCCCCAGGUCGAAAGAAAAUCCCAAGAUCAGCACAAACGACGUUUGGCAUUAGAAAUGGAGAGGAGAAAACAACAAAGUUGUCUAACUGCCAACGAAAUUCAUGAAAGGCCUGGAACAGAUCGACGUACAAGUCCUAAUAUAUCUAUGAAACGCGAACAAGAUAGCCGCAAAACUUCGCCGAUAAAUCCAAAAAAUCGUACUCCAACAUUCGGCACUGUCAGUGGUUCAUCAUCGGGUAGCGAUGCAUGGUUAACAGCAUCCGCGUCUAUAAAAACUAGUAUGAAAAGUUCGGGUACGUCUUUACAUCGCGACGAAAUGUCUGAUGAUUUUAAUAAAGUGCGCGAAACGAUAGUCACGCGUCCAGGAAGUGCUCCUUCCGAUGAAAGAGAUAACAACACUUUGGAAAUGCAACAGAGAUCAAUGUCGUUACCGAAAUCUUUUCUUUCGGCUAGCUACCAGCCACCUGGUGGCACCCUUACGUGGCAAAAGCAUGGAACUGAAAGUGUCGGUUCGUCCCCUGGUUUACCCCGUAAAUUACCCACCCCAGAGCCAUCACUCACUGCCCCUGUGACGCCGCUCCAUGAGAACAACCGUCGCAGGUCUCCGGUGGGCAGUACUACGAGCAGACGUCCUAAAGCCACCUCCACCCCUCAGCUUUUAGAAGCAUCCAGCUCCGAAGAAAAAAGAACAGCUGAAGAUACUGAACAGUCAGUUUGUCAUUCUACUACCUCAGAGAACAAAACUUCGGGAAUGCGCAAGCAGUUAUCAGCUUCAAGCCGAGAAACGGAAAGCGUUAUUCAAAAAUUCCGAAAAACAUUCUCGUUGCACUUUCACCAUCAAAGAAAAUCGAAAAUUAUCGAUUUAGAGAAAGAUGAUCUAGUUUCAUCGCCGCCACCCUCUCUGGAUCUGUGCGAUCCAUCCAAAGAGAUGUCAAUGCCCUCUCACGUGCCGCCUGCGACGGCCACGUGUAGGAUCGAUCCACCGGCAUCCCCCACGCCACCUAGGAUUCCCACACUAGACGACGAUGUCGACGAUUCGACGGGCGAGCAACAAGCGACGUCUGCCGCCUCCAAUGCCGCCAUCGAACAAAAAUACAAGUUUGGUCCUCUAGUAUGGAGGAACAGCAAAGAAAAAAAGAAAUUAACAAAAGCAGCUAGGAAUGCCAAAUGUAAUAGUGGAGAUAGCGGCAUCCAAAUAGAGAUUGUUACGAGUUGUGGGGGUGCGGGAGAUAGUUCCGAGUCCCAUGACACCGAUCCCCCUGGCGAUAUUGACAGUCCUCCUGUUACCCGACGGAGACCCCACUCCGCUCCCAAAGGAUCCAGACCUCAUUCGGAACUUUUCAAUCAAAUACUUAUCGAUAAAUUUAAGGCUGAUUUAAAACAACGUGCUCACGCUAAGCACCAACAAGUUCGUAGAACUAGGUCAGACUUGGGAGGACGUCGUAUUUUAAACUGGGACCGCUCUUUCGGUAGAAUGUUUUCUUCACCGGGACCUCCAAAUAUGCAAAGUCGUUCACAAAGCCCAAGAAAAAAACCACCUGAUACGCCGCCUGAUGGAGUUGUUUUGCGAAAUAGCAGUGGUCUAGGACGAAGAGGAACCUUACGAAGAUCUCUGAGUCAACCGUUAGACAUCGAUAAGUUGUCGCCCUUAAUAAGAGCAAAAAAUGGUGGUAUGAAAUUAGGAUUCCACAUGGCCAGUGACGACGAACGCCAAGGAACUUCUGAUGAUGAAAUGAUGUCAGAUUCUGAAUCUUCAUUGGUAUCUUUAGUUGAUAGAAAAAAAUCUCUUGAUAUGGCUAUAGAUGAAGAGAUGAUUAUCUUAGCUGAGGCUGUUUUUGAUCACGUGGCGAUUGAAUCCGAAGAACUAGCAUUUCGAGCUGGAGAUGUCAUAGAAGUUGUGGAAACUGCCAACAGAGAUUGGUGGUGGGGUACAACCAAUGGAAAAUCCGGCUGGUUCCCUGCUCAGUUUGUGAGAUUAAGAGUGAGCCAGGAAGAUACUGUUGAGGAUUGCCUUGCCGCAAUGGCUUCGGGAGAGCGGAUGCCAUGUCAAAUACGACGUAGGACUAGUAUUUCUCUUUUAUCAAAUGACCAAGUGAGAACAAGUGUGGUGCGGGAACUGGUGCAUACUGAACGCGAUUUCGUUAAAGUGUUACAAGAUGUUGUUGAGGGUUAUAUAGCCGAAUGCCGUAAAAGAACUGAUAUGUUUAGUAAAGAACACAUAGAUACGAUUUUUAUAAAUUUAGAAGAUAUACUGACAUUUCAGUUGGGUUUUUUAAAAGACUUAGAGGGAUGCAUUGAGUGGGAUUCGCCGUAUAAAAGUUGUGUAGGAUCAUGUUUUUUAAAACACCGUUCAGGUUUCAAAAUGUACUCCGAUUACUGCAAUAGUCAUCCCAUAGCAACAGCUACGUUACAAGAACUGUAUCAGCUUCAAAAUUACAGUAAGUUCUUUGAAGCCUGUAGACUAAUGAGGGGUUUAAUAGAAAUCCCCCUGGAUGGUUAUCUACUUACUCCUAUUCAAAGGAUUUGUAAGUAUCCAUUGCAGCUGGCCGAACUACUUAAAUAUACAAAAGCUGACCACCCUGACUAUAAUGAUAUUAAAGAAGCCUUAGAAGCUAUGCGUGGUGUUGCGAUGCUUAUUAAUGAAAGGAAAAGAAGGAUGGAAAGCUUGGAAAAAUUGGCAGCUUGGCAACAGAGAGUUGAAGGUUGGGAGGGUGAAGAUCUUAUAGAAAUUAGUUCUCAACUAAUUCAUCAAGGGGAAGUAGUAAAAGUGACGACUGGUAUGUGGACCAAUAAUAUUACCUUAUUUUUAUUUGAUCAUCAAAUCGUCUAUUGUAAAAAGGAUAUUCUUAAAAGAAAUACGUAUGUAUAUAAAGGAAGAUUUUGUUUGGAUACUAGUGAAGUAAUUGACGUACCUGAUGGAAAAGAUGCUCACUUAGGUGUUACUGUGAGACACGCCAUAAAGUUAUACAGUUUAAUACGUGAUAAAUGGUUAUUGUUCUGCUGUCGAUCUUCCAAUGACAAACAAAGGUGGUUGAAAGUGUUUGCAGAAGAAAGAAAGUUAGUUGCUCAAGACAAAGAUGACGGUUUAGACUUUCCUCCUUCAACAAGGCAUUUAGCAAGGAUAUCUGCCAGAUCAAAGAGGAGACCUCCUCGAAAACCUAGAAAUGGUAAAAAUUACAAACACGAUUCAGGUUAUAUGGGAUCAACUCUGCAACUGAAUUCAACUUCGAAUAAUUCUUUGGGAAGAAGAGUAGGGACUUGGUUCACAUUUGCACACAAAAAGACGAGGCAUCAACAUUCAGAUGUUUCCUGAGAUAGAAAUACUUUAUUGUAAUACCAUCCAAACUGAGUACUAAUAAUCCAGUUUUUGGAUUGUAUUACAGUAAAUACAUUUGUUGUUUGUAGAUAGAAUACCAUACUUAUUGAUUUUAAUGCUGAAAGCAAUUGAAAUUUUGAAUUGUAGUACCUUUAUGAAAAUUAUUUUCUAAUGCUAUCUUUCAAAAUAUUACAUGAAUUACAUGACGGAUUAAACAAACGAUGACUAAUUCGUUUGUGUAAAUUGUUAUAUAUUAUUUAUUCAGAGAAAAUGUAAAUUUUCAGUUUACUGAACAACUUUUCUUGAGAUUCCUUUCAAACAAUUGCUGUAGCAUUACAAUUCACAUAAUUCUGUUAAAUAGCAUCAAAUGCAAUACAUAUAGUGAUAUUGGCUACUGCCGAAUGUGCUGUGCAAAAUGAUUAGGAACUGUUUGUAAUUGAUCAGUUGUGAUUUUAAAAUUAAAAUUUCCUCAAUAGUAAAUACUAAAAUACCAUUUUAACCAUGAUAUAAAUAAUAUUUAAAAUAAGUAAAUAUGGAUUUAGUCCAAAAAUUAAAUAAUUUGUAUUAUACUAAUAAUAGUAGUACUUGUAGAAUUAUAAUUAUCCAUAUUUUAUAAACACAACUGAAAAAUCAAUUCAAAUAACAGUAUUUAUUCGAUGUAAAGGCCUAACUGUAAAGUGUAUAUACAUAUUACAAUACGAAGCAAGGCCUCUAUAAUCUUUAAACUUUCUAUUUAAAACCCUUCUUUUCCUAAAAUACUGACUGAAAACUGUUCAUGUAUACUCUUAUCGCAAUUGUCGUAUCAAAUAUAUACUACGCACAAAAUAACUUUAUACAAUAUAGAUUGGAUUCGACCAAAGAAAUAAUCAAUAAUCAGUUUUAUUAAAAAAAAAAAGGUUCUGAGGUAUUUAAUAAUCUGUGACAAUGACUAAGCUCCAAUGAAUAAUUUGAUAAAAGUUGGGUUUGUAUUAUAAUUAUUUCACCAAUUUCAGUUUGGUCAUUGGAAUUAAACUAUUGUUACAUAUCUGGUAUUCAAUAAAGAUUUUUGAAAAUCUAUAGAAUGAGCUCUAGUUAUUUCAACAAAAUAAAUUUUAGAUUAAAAUGAUUUUUAAAAACUGCAACUGUAUAAAUAACCAAACAAUGAACAAGAUUGAAAGUGGCCCAAAGGAUAAAAUUCUAGCCAUAACAAAAUUAUUUGGUAUGGAAAUAAUUGACUGCAAAUGCAAUAAUAAUCAAGCUACCAACCACUUUAUUCCUGACGAGAACUGAAAAAGUGCUGAAUAAAACAGACAAAUCUUACCAAUCAAGAAUAUAAAGCCUUACCAAUCAAUCAAUACUCUGUUUUUAAGCUAUGAGGAGUAAUUUGAAUUUAAUUGGUAAUUCUGUAAAUUUCUUAUUACAGAUGGUGUUACUCAGCUUUCGUGACAUAAAUGAUCCAACAAUUAGGUAAAUUGUGCCUGUUUUGUUAUUUCUUGUCUUCAUAUUUAUGGUUUUAUAAAAAUAUUAAAACAGAUCUUAUCUCGAUAUUAUUCCAAAUACUAGUAGAAUUCUAAUUCAUUCCUCUAAAAAUAUGAGUUUUAGCUUAUUUAUGAUUUUGUGGUUCAUUAUUUGAUGACUACAUAAUUUUACUAUGACUAGUAUCGUACUUCAUCAUUACCGUUUAGAAGUUUUAGAGAUUUUUAAGUGUGAUUCGGGUUUCUCAAAAAUGGCUCUUUUAAUUAAAAACAGAUAAUAAUUUAAAUUCAGGGUAUACCACAAUAAGAAUCAGCAAAUCUACAUAAGUUUCAUUGAUUCUCGUUUUCAUAUCAGUAGCAACCAUCUGGAACAAAUGAGGAAACUGUUUAAAUUUUUUUCAAUGGUAAUAAAUGAAUGUAAUAUUUAAUGAAAUAUGUAAUUGAUUAUUUUUUCUAACUGACUCCUAUACUCAGCUAAAAUGUAAUAUAUUUCUUUACAAAUUACUACCAAUUACAAAUUCUUAAACCAACAGAAAAACUAUUGGUUGCCAUUAUUACAUAAUGAAAGUGUUAACAAAUACAUCACAUUUUCUAUUUUCAAGAGAUUAUAAUGAAGGAAAAGUAUUGAGUUUGCAUUGUAUCUUCAGCUUAUUUGAGUUUUCUGAAAUUGAAAAGUUGGCAGUUUUCGAAUUAUAUCCUUUGCUAUUCAAACGAAAAUAACUAAUGUACGAGUAAUAUAACAGAGGUAUUUGAGAUAAAUCCUAAUCUAUACAACGUUUAUUUUGCCCAGGACCUCUUACUACUUAUUAAUACAGGGUAAUUAUUCAGUGACUGCUUUGAGUGUUGUAUUUGAACUUAUUCUAACUCUCCAUGUGCCAAAUUUAAUUUUUGGUUUAAAAAUCACACUUCUCUGUAUUAAUAUCUAAAUUUCAUUAAAUAGUGGGCAUAUUUUAAAAUUUUGUAAGCUGUUUUUGAGACUAAACAUAAAUGUUGUUUUAUUAAAAUUUUCAGAUAAUUGAUCCAAUUACUUUUUAUCGUUAUGGACCAAUAUUUCUAGUAGAUAAACUUUUGAAAAAAUUCUUGUAUUAAGCUUUGAUCUGGGUAUGGUCAAAUAUGAGUAACUAUUUAGGCAAUGGAAAGGAAACUACUCGGAAAAACUAUCUAUUGAAUUAUUAACAGUGAAUUAUAUAUAAUAGUUUAUGAUAUUUAUUUUUUAACAGGCAUUGGAUUUCUUGAAACCGAAAAUUCGGUCAAACACUAAAGCUAGGCAAUUCAUAUGUUGAUUCUUAAGUAGUGAUCACUGUUAACGUUAAGUGUUCAAAGAGUCGAGUGAAUAACUAAUACAUAUUAAUAUGAAACAUUUUAUCAAUAUAUCCUUCUUGAAAAUUGUACCAUAUCAUGAAGUUCCCUAUCUAGAAAACUGUUUUAUUGAUGUAAUAUUUAAUGAGAAGAAGAUACGAUUCAAAGAUAUAUUAAUAUGUGUGAUAUAGUUAUUCUCUUCUAAAAUAUUUAAGUUGACAGGAAAUUCUUAAAUUAGAUUUUCUUUCCAUUGUUAUUUUUACAACUUGUUGAAAAAAGCAUCUUUUGUAAAUGUCAAUUAGUAUUAGUAUCUGUUUUCUAUAUGAAAAACUAUUAGAAUAAGCAAUGUCAUUAAUACAAAGAUCUCAGUGUAAGAGAGGUAUAAAUAACAUAUUGUUUAAAAAAAUAUGAGAUUCAAAUAUUUGGCUUAAGCAUUACAAUUUCACUAUAAACUGCUUUAUUGUGGCGACAAAAACCGUUCUUAUUUGUUAUACUGUUGUUAAUAUAAAAUCUUCCAUAGAGUGUCAGUUUUUAUAAUUUGUAUAUAUUAUAAAUACAUAAAAUUUUUUACUACUUUACCAACAUUAUAAAAAAAGCGAGAAGGUGCUUACUAAAAUGUAAUUCUUAAUCAUAUAGAAAUUUCAGAAGUGUAUCUUGUUUGACUUGCUUCUGUCUAUCUAAACAUAAAGUUUUUUAUAUAUAAUCUAAUGCUUAGUUGCUGCUUUGAAGAGAAGCUUCUUUCAUAAGAGGCAUCCACCGAUUACAUUCUAAUAAUCUAGUUCAAAUUAAAAUUUGAUUGAGUAGAUGCUUUCAUUUAGUUCCUACAAUAGGAUAUUAAGACUGCCAUUCGAAUUCGUUAGUCAUCCACUCACUACCACACAAUAUUUUUAAGAGGCAAGCAUUUUGAUAAGAUACAUCUAACUAGUUUUUCAUUUGAUACAUCAAAUACUAUUGGUAGUAAUUAUAACGGUUGUAAUAUAGGCAUCUACUGUUUUAACCUUGUAAUUCAGUUAACCCGGAGUAUAUUUUUCCUACAUAAGAGUAUAAUACAAAUAAGGCUACUACUGGUUAAUAAUUAUUCUCCGAACCCCAUUAAUGUAUUAAUGAAGUGUGUACUCAAAUUAGUUUGGUUAUUAUACCAUAGCAGUGACUUAACCACAUAAAGUAUUGCAAUUAUUAUGAUUAAAGUUACCUGUUGUAAAAUCUGACACUGUAAAUUGUUGCGACUUAUAUCAAGAGUAGUUUGUUUCCCAGUCCUAAAUAAUCUUUUCUAGAUUUCCCUGCAAUGUUAUUUGUCUUGUUAAUAGACUGAUAGAGUAGAAACAUAUUUAUCCAAAUAGUUGUUUGAGUUAAUAUUUUUAUACACCCUAUUUGGAAAGUUAUACAGGAAUUAUCUACAUUCGAUGCAAAAUUCUGAACAGAAGAAAAAUUAAAAGUAUGACUAGAUUUGCUAUAUUGUUUUAUAUUGGUUUAUUUCUUCUAACAAAAAAUGACCUGAUAUAAUAAAACUAGAGGUUGUAUCAGUGGAAAUUUGAAAUUUUUUCUCUCUGUAAGGCAUUCUGUUUUUUUUAAUCUCUCGAUUAUUUUUAAAAAUUGACCUUCACUUUCUGAACGAUAAUAUUACCAGAAAUCAAAUUUUGUUGAAAAAUGUCAAUCAGCAGGACCACAUUUAAUUUAAUGUGUAUGUAUGUCCCAAUUCCAGCAAUUCAAGUUGUAAUGUAUGAUGUAGGUCAAAACAAGCUAAUUGGGUAGUAGAAAUUAUUUAAAUAUAAUUUUGAUAAUUACUAAUUCAAUCAUUCAAAUAGGGAUACAUUUAAAAACCAUGCGAGAAUAAUAUAGUAGAUCAGUUAUAAAAUGAACGAUUCAAGUUGUUUAUAAUUUUGCAACGGAUUUAGAGCACCUCCUGCAAAUGGCACAAAUUAUUGUGCUUUGUUAUAAAAAAAGCGACUAAAGUGUAGUAAACAUAACUAUUGAAACAUAAAUAUAACAUAGAAACAAAAACGUUCACGAUGAUAGGUAGCUUUCUAAAUGAUAUAGGUAUUUACAUACACAUUGUGUUGCAAGCACUAAUAUGCAUAUAUAAUGCCGGUCAUCAAAUAUCUAAAAUGUUAUGACAGAUGUUCUUACAUAAUCAACUUACAACAAACCUAAAUAACGAACCCAUCAAUGAGAAUUGUACACACUUGUACUUAAUAUAAUAAGCCAAGAUAAUUUCACUAAAAUAUUUUGUUAAGUGUAGUUUGAGAAGUAUUUGCCAAAAAUAUUGUUUCCUGGAUAGCAUCUCUUCUGGAUAUUCCUCGACUACAAAAUCGGUUAAAAACAGUUACAAUAACUUUUUGAGCAUAAUGCACCCCUAUUUCAGUAGUGCCAUAAAUUCAUGAAUGCCAAUUUUACAGGGAAACCAAAACAAAAACGAUUGUAAAUGAAUUGUAUUUUGGAUAAGUUAAUUCUGUACUUAGGCGUAACAAAUUCGGUGAACAUACAGUUCGAAGAUGUCUUUACCUGAUUGGUGAUGUAAAAUCUACAGGCAGCUCUAAUUUUUUUUUAAUGAUAUGACACUACUUGUGAUAAGUUUAUUUAGACUUAUUGAGGAAUAAAACGAAAUACGACUUUAUAGGUAUUUUAGUUCAUAUAAGAAAAUAACACAAAACUAUCAAACCCAAAAGUAUUUAAACUAAAACUUGCCCACAAAAGUUGUGUUUAAACUUGUAAAUCUCUGUUUAAUGUAAGAAAGAACAACAUAUAAAAAAACAAAAUAAUAUUCAGCAACAUGAAACAAGGAUUUCAAAUUAAAAUAAAUUUCUUAAAUCUAGUAUAUCCUGAUAAAUACGUAGGUAAGACUUGGAAAUCACAAUGUCUUCAAAUAAAGAUAAUAAGCUUUUCUUUUUAUUUGCUUAAAUAUUUGGCUUACUUGUGUAGGCCAGGAUGAGAACCAAAUUAGAGUUAUUUUUUUCCUAUUUUUCUUAUAACUACCUCUUGGCAAUCUUCUCAUAGGUUUUCAACAUAAAACUUUUAUUCCAUUUAUGUCUGCGUCUGAAGAUUCUUUAUAUUAUAAAAAUCACUGCAGGUUAUGGAAGUAGAGCUCUGUUUUUGCAACAUCCCUAGUCGAAAUGAGAUGAUAUACUGGCGCACUGUACAUGCUGCAUACGCGAGUAACUCAUUGUAAUAGUGACUCUUUGCGCCUCACGCGGAAUCUGUUAGUACUGAUGAUAUGCCACUAUUAAAUCCUGUAAACUUCAUCUAGAAGUAUACAUUGGACGGAUACCGUCAAUUUUAAAUUUUUUUAUGGAUAUGGCGCUAUUCAAAUAAGAGUGCUAUGUUGAUAGAUGUCUCUUUUCAACUGUUUGGUCUUUCUUUCUCUCUCUGCUACGCUCUAGGGCGUAUACUGAAUCUGCAAAUCGAUGUGUUGAUGGUUGAUCUUCAAGUCCGAGUUACCACAUACUUUAAUAUCCACAAAACUUAUUGAAGAAUAAUUUGACCUUAAUACACCGCACACUUGCACAGCUCACAACUAAUUACUGACUGUGAACCAGGAAACUACUAAAAGUACGUAAUAUGUAUAAUACCCUAUUUUAUCUAUACUUUUAAAUGAUUCACUGGUUCUGAAAAUUAACUAUUGUACUACGGACCUGUGGUUAACUAUUUAGUGCGCAUUGGGGCGUCUCUUAUUUUUUUUGUGACUGAUAAGAUUUUCGUUAUUUGAAGACCGUCCCUCAAACUAUUCAUUUUGUCUCAGUCUACUUGUUUUUAAACAAAACUACCUCAAAUGGAUUAUUAUCGGGGCAAAUUGUUCCCUUCUACCAUUAGUCUGUUUUUAAAUUUUGAACAUUUUCCAAAAAACCUGAAUCAUGUUACUAGAAGUCCCUGGAAAGAAUGAAUCACUUAAAUAAACAUUGAGUUGUUGUUGGGGACGACGACGUAUCAGAACCCAUUUUUCAAAUAGGUGCUAUUUUUUUUCAUAAAAUAUCAAGAAACCACUACUAUAGAGCAAUUCUUUAUACAUAGAACGUGCCGAGUCAAACUAGAUGUGAUCUGACCAUUCAGGAAGCUGCAGAAUUGUUAACUUAAAUUCUCACUCGUUUAAAAACGGAAUAAUUACUAUCUAUUAAUUAAUCUGGAGUAAUAGAACCAUUGUUUAUACACACCUGUUAAUGCAAUCUGUUGAUUUAUCUAAGAUUCGUUACAUUAACUUGUUUAACCGGCGCUACGGUACUUUGAGAACCAGGGCUUUCUCAAAAUCGUCUAUUAAUCCUUUCUGUCCUGAGAAUGAUGAUUCCAACUGAUGUUGGGGUUUGAUAACCCCUAGCUGGGGCAGAUCCGCCUCAACAUGCUCUAAACAUCGAAGGCGCGUUCUUCCUCUCAAUCGCUGUCCUUCAGGAACUCCAUACAUGGCUCUGCGCGGGUAUCGAUCAGAAGGCAUAUUCUCCACGUGUCCCAGCCAUCUCAGAUGAACGCCAGCAAAUUCGCUCACUUAUCGUCACAGUUGAUGUCUCGCAUCCAUGUGACUACCCUCAAAACUUGAGCGUUCUCUGGAUUCCCCAGAGAUAUCCGUUCCCCGCAGCAACUCUUGUUGUCACUUCAUUAUCUUUAGUUAUUAAUGCCUCAAGAUAUUUGGAUUGGUGACACACAGGGCGAACUACUCAACCGCUCCUUAGAGGGAGUGAAUCGUGCCAUGAUGUCAACUGUUGAACAUCAUCCGCAAAGGCGAGGAGCUGUGUGAGCCUAUUGCAAAUAGUUCCUCCGGGAUUCGUUGGGAUGCUCCUUCCGGCAUCUUCCAGUGAGAAAUUGUCGAUGGUGGGUCUCCCUGACGCAAGUCUGUGUUCACAGUAAAAACUGUGCCUAGAGACCCCGAUACCUUCACUCUGCCAGAGGCGUUACAUUUACACAUUGUUCAUAUUGUUGGAUUCUAAACUGUUUUGUUCCGAAUAUAGGAGUGUUAAGGUCAAAACUGCUUCUGCUGAGGUUUAAAACGUUUAUCAUGUUUUUAGAAAUGAUUGGCGACUUGAAUCUGUAUCUCCAAAAAUUUGGCAAUUAAUAUGCUCUUUAAGUAGAAUUACAAGAGUUAUGAAGAGUUAUCGUGUUUUUUCAAUUGUUACCAAGUAAAUUGUGUAGAAUUUGUUCUAUUAGUUCAAACCACCUAAUUGCCAAUACAAAUGGUUUGGUACAUUUUGGUCGCUCUUAACUUUACUUGUUAGCAAAGCUCUCUCAAAGUUGAAUUUUACAUAAUAUACCAAUGUAUGAAAAUCGAUGUAAUAAACUUAUUUUAUAUGAAAAAAGGUUGUCUGAAUACCUUUACCAACUUUUCAGAUUCACAAUGAAAACUGCAAGGAUUGAAGAAAAUUAACUAUACACAAUAUACUUUAUUAAAUACAAUUCAAAUACACAAUUUAUAUCAAAAUAAAUAUAUGAAAGAAAAACUGCCUAAUAAUAAGUAAAAUAUAUAAUUGCACAAAAUUAAAGUAAACAAAUAGAUAGCUAUAAUGUACAUUUAUCAAAGAUAUCUGUCACAUACUCAAUUUAUACAGGAUGUCUAUCAACUCUUUUCAAAUGCAAAUUAUAUAUACUACAUGGAAUUGUAUGUCCAUCUAACUCAAUUUACCUUUAUCCAAAAACAGAACCGGACGUAGGCAUGGGCCAACCCGGGCGUGCGCUGGGGACCCCCGCUGCGGGGGGGCCUCGGACGAGCCAUAUGAUUUAUUUUUAAACAUAUGAAUGCAAGCGAAAAAAUACAUCCCAUGUUCAGCCAAUGUUCAGAAUCAACAUAAAUUCGCUAUGCGAAUAUUUUUAAGUAUAAUGCCAUCAAAUGCUAGUGGGGAAAGAUCUUUUUCAAGGCUCUCCUUAAUUAAAGAUGACCACCGAACCACAAUGACUCAAAAAAAACUAAAUCAAUAUAGCGUAUUGUGUAUUGAAAAUGAGCUACUGAAAUCGAUUGACUGCACUAGUGUUAUUGAAGAAUUUGUAGGUAGCAAAAUAAGAAAAAAAUGUUUUUAAUUUAUGAACGUAAUUUUGUACUAUUUUUAGUUAGAAAUAAUGAAUAAAUUGACUAUAAUGAAAAAUCAACUUUAUGUAAGAAUUCACGUAAAACGCCCGCCUUACAUAGGCCCCUUAAGUAUUUUGGCCCGGGGGAACAAACACCCUUUGAAGUUGAAGCUAUUAAGUAAAUUUUUAAACAUAUCUGCUACCUAAAAUAUAUCUAGAGAGGAAUAUGUAUGUAAACUUGUAAAAUCACAUUAGAUCAAUAAAGGUGAGCAUAUAGACUCACUAUCACAGUUUUCGGUAAUGAGACAAUUGCGCUCUUCUAUUGGCAGUAAUCGCGUAAUCAGCUUGAUUUACUUUGCGUUGAUACAGUCAUCUGGUUUAUGGUAUCCCUCUAUAGGGCAACUUUAGCAGAAUUUAAAGGGUUUUUAUUUUUCAGAAGACUGCCUUGCGUAUCAUUUACAAUACAAGAAAUCGAGUACAUUGCAGGGAACUCUUCAUGGAAUAUGGAAUCCUGCCAUUGCCUUGCAUGUAUAUAUUUGAAAAACUAUCUAUUCUUAGGGGAGUAUGAGAUAAGGAAAUUCCUUCUGAUGUUCACAAUUAUACACACAAAGGAACGGGUAGAUUCAUUUUACCAUUUCCCAGGCUACAUAAAACACAAUAUAACAAACUUGACAUUAGACUGUAUAACAAGGAUUUAGAUUUGCAUACUGAAAAGAAUGCGAAAAUAUGAGUCGGUUCUAUGAACUUUCAAAGCAAUUUUAUUGCAAAAUUGUUUUUAUGUAGUUGGAGACUACAUGUCUUUCAAUUUUUAGCCUUACUUAUUUCAUUCUUACAUAUAUAUUUGAUUUGUUAGAAAAAUAAAAAACAUAUUCACAAGAUUUGCUUUUCAUCAUCCACAAUACAGUAAGCAAAUCUAACUCUAAAAGCAUGUACGCUGUACUGAAGAGGCGCAUUGGUGCCAAAAUCGAUCAAUAAGUUAUGCAUUUCUGCAUGUGAAUUCUAACAAAAAGACAUGAUACCCAAAGAAAAUAGAGGUAACCACUGUCGUGGUUUCUGAGGGAAUGAUAAUUUAUUAUAUGUCAAGGCAUUCAAUCACGGAAGUAGCUGUUUUUCAUUCAGAAUACAUAAAAAAUUUUUGUUUUGAAGAAUAUUAUUAUCUAAUAUUUAUACAAAUCUACAUUUAUACAUCUACAAAUAUAUUAACCAAACAAAACAGCUUAUAGAUUACUUUAUCGUUAACUGUUGUAUGAUAAAAAAUUGUAGUUGUUGAUCUACAAGUGAAACUAGAUCCCUAGUGCUACUACUAAUGAGAACCAAAUUACUUUAUGUGACCAUAUCAAUUUUAGAGGUUCUGAAUGAUAGAAAAUGUAUUAAAGGAGCACAAUGAUGCCCACUCUUCUUAAUUACAAAUCAAGAUGGUUGACUUUGAUCCACUGUUGUUAUUGAACUUAAAUUCCUAAUCAGAAUCGGAUGAUGCUGAGGAGGAAAUGUUUUAUUUCUCAUUGAGGAAAAAAUUUAAAUCAGCUAAUAAAUUUAUUCUAUUGAAGAGACAAAAAGUGGACAAUUUACAAUUACAAUUAAAAUGAGUGAUACUAAUUUUGCUAAUUAUUAUUAAAUUAAUCCAAACCAGUUUGCUCUCUGUGUUUCCUUACCGCCUCUAUUAACUUUUCUUUUAUCAUUUUUUCGUAAAAAAAUUGAGGAGACUUUCUAGUCAUUCACACGUGUGGCACAGCAAACUGUGUCUGAACCACAGCGGGACACGGCUGUGAACUCACGCGUGUUGUGUCAGGUCGCGCUGCGUCGUUAAUUUACGUCACCUCACACGUGCUAUACGAGUCCCGAUUUGUGCGUUGCCUUACUAUCGGGUCUACACAAAUGCUAUUGUAUUUAUACUAGUUAAUAAAUUGUAUCGUAUCGUAAAAACUUCAAACUUAGUACAUA